Messenger RNA from Carcharodon carcharias (great white shark), 8720 nucleotides. RefSeq names its product APC membrane recruitment protein 1 (gene amer1). The transcript has 2 exons. Gene Ontology annotation, molecular function: beta-catenin binding; phosphatidylinositol-4,5-bisphosphate binding. NCBI's taxonomy places the organism in Eukaryota, Metazoa, Chordata, Chondrichthyes, Lamniformes, Lamnidae. Gene Ontology annotation, cellular component: plasma membrane. The record is from RefSeq and is a predicted model, not a curated record. Bases 219 to 3857 code for a protein of 1212 amino acids. Gene Ontology annotation, biological process: regulation of canonical Wnt signaling pathway.
GUCCAUCAUGGGUUGGGCGUGGCGACGGCGCGGAGUGGGGCCUGACUCAGGCCAAAUGGCUGGAAGCGGCUCCGGGACUGGGAGCUGGAGCGGCUGCAGUCAGAGGCAGGAGGACAAUGAUGGUUGGGCAGGUAUACAGACUUUGUGACGAUGAUUUGGGUGCUUGUGCAUCUGACCCAAUUUACAGCUGAUUGCACCUGUGUAUAGACACAGUUGCCAUGGAAACUGACAGCAAUGAAGAGACAGCUGGAACAAAGGCUUUGUCUGCAGGCCGUGGGGAACUUGCCAGAGGGAACCAGGCCCAGGGAGCAGCUGUGCGCGCACCAUCAGAGUGUACUGAUGCCACUGAUGCUGAACAGUCUUCUGGGAAGCUUAAGAAAACGGCAUUCAAACUGUUUGGAGGAAGGAAGAACAUUUGCACACUACCUAGCUUUUUCACAUUAAAGAACAAAGGGCAAGUAAAGGGACCCUCUAAGAAGGGAAUCAGCAAAAGCAAAACUCACAGUGGCAUAAGUGAAGUGGUAUUGGACAUCAACCAGAAAGAAGGAUCAGAUACUGGAUGGAGUGGAUUUACUGAUUCAUCUAGCUGGAAAUCUGCUGCAGCAAGAACCUUGUAUGGCUCUAAAAGUGAGCACUCGGCACUUGAUAGCAAUGUAAACUCUGAUUGCUAUAAAGGUGAAUCACUACAGUCAGAGAAUUCUGAAUGUUUGGCUCAGAAACGGAGCACAGACAAGACCUCAAGUGUGCGGAGGUCGAAGAAGGGACUGAGGGGCCUGUUUAGUAGUAUCAGGCGUCACAAAAAGAACAAAGCUGUUGAUUCUGCUAAAGGAGAUUCUUUGGACAGCAACCAUGCUGCUGCUGAUUUUGCACAUACGGAACAAAUGACAGCAGGAGAGGAGGGAGUGCGGGCUGAUGUUAAAAAGGGCUUGGUGGAGCUAAAUCUAAAGCCUUCCUGUAAAAUGAACCAUUCAGGGACUGGUGAUUCAAUAGAUAAAACUGGGACUGCAAAUAGGAUAAGUUUUUCAUCUGAAUCAUGUGCUAUUAAAACAGAAAAUACAUUGAAAAAUAAGAGAAGUGACUUUGAGACAUCUGGUGCGGAGGUAAGAAAAGUCAGCCCAGUUGAAAUUAAGACAUUAAAUGGGAAGGCAGGCGCUGCUAUUCUUAAAAUGGACACCAGUUUUGGUAGCAUGCCAGAUAUUAUAAAACCUAAUUGCAUAGACCACGAUCAUUGCAUUCACCAUCAUCCACCAUCAGUGCAUUCUUUUGAUCACAUCAGUUUGAUUUUUGGUGACGUGACCUCACUGAAGAGCUUUGAUUCCCUAACAGGCUGUGGGGACAUUACUGCUGACCAUGAUGAUGAUAGUAUUGCUGAAAGUACGGUGUCUGGUGAGAGGGGAAGAACAGCUGGGAAACGAACUUCGUGUUUAGUUACUUACCAGGGUGGUGGGGAAGAAAUGGCAACUCCGGAUGAGGUGGAUGAUGAAUACCUGAAAGCACUGUGGGAGAAAGCUACAGUCUACGACAGCAGUCAGAAUAUAGCAGAGGAUGGAGGUGAGUGCCCGAGAUCGCCCAGUGAGGUUGAGCACUCUGCCUUGCAUAUCAACCUGGCAGAUCCUUGUGUUCUGAGAGGGAUCACAGAUAGUGCAAUCAACAGCAGUGAACUGGUGACACCUCAGAGCGACCACCAGGAAUCGGCACCAAAUAGUGACGAAGGUUAUUACGACUCCACUACCCCAGGACAUGAUGAAGAAGGGGGAGAUAGCAUGAGCCAAAGCCAAAAUGAACGGCUUCCAAGGGAUAGCUAUAGUGGGGAUGCCUUGUAUGAACUCUUUGUUGAGCAGAAUGAUAGCCUCAUGAAUUCUCCUCCGAGUGACAAGCAGUCUUUAGAAACAAAGUCACCUUUGGGAACCUCAUUUACAUCCAUUUUAAAUUUCGCUGUGCCAGGGGAUAUAAAUGUUUCUUGUAUCCCAAGCAAACAAAGUAUUCUGCUUCCUUCAGGACAAGAGAAAUUUGAUUUUAUUCAGCAAGAAGAGAUCAGAUUAGCCCACUUGCAACAACUGACCUGUUGGGAACCAGGUGAAAAGACAGCACUUAAAAAAGGCUUGGCCUUUCGAGAAAAGGAAAUGUUCUUUGGUGAUGGGCACAAUGCUGAACUGAAUAACAUUGAUGCAGAAACUGUCAGUAUUAUUGCCAAAAGCCAGCAAGCUGGUUUGUGCAUAGAGCCACUUGUUUCACAUAGUCUGAGCAGAAAUGGGAAGGUGAAAGAUGAUUACAUGCCAGACACAGCUGAUGAGCAGAAUUGGACAGAUCUCCAGGGAUCUAGCUGUCUAAAAGAAGCCAAUAAUAAACACAUUGGGUGCCGGCAGAGUGUGUGUGGAAGCCACAGCAUUACAAAGCUUCACAAUAAGAUGUCAGGGACAAACUACACGCAAGAAUACAAAAGUGAAAAAUGUGAUAAAUGGGGACAACAAAUGAAAGACGGUGAGAAUCAGGGUUUAAAAAAUGUAGUUUCGGAUAGUACAAGUGUCAAAGAGGCAAUUGAUGAUUCCUGUGGAAAUGCCUCUGCCUGUAAUGUAGUGGAAAUAGCUGAGGGGAAAUGUGAACAAGCUAUCAAUUACUCACAGGCUUUAGUUGAAUUCACAGCUAAUAGAAAACUUUAUCCCAAUCUCGCUGAUAGUCUUGGGAGCUCUGAUUCGAAUUCUCAAUUCACACAGGAUAUACAUGCUCUUCCAGCGAUGGUAACGUUUGAUGUUGUUGAUGUUGAGAAUGAGGAGGAGUGUGACCAGCAAAGUGAAAUGGUCACUGAUGAGGAAAUUUCUGCAUCUUAUGAGGCCUUUGAUGACAGUUACAUGGAGAAAGAUCUUUAUCACCACUGCGAUGACAGAAUGUUUCAUAUAUGUGCCCAAAAUUCCUUCCUUGGCAAUUGCUGGGGUGCUGCCAGUCUUCCACGCCAUGUUAGCCUUUAUAAAUUAAGUCCGUCGUUGCCAGCUCCGUUAUCCCUUAACAGAAGAAGCAGGUCCCUUGACACAGACAGCUUGGAAUCUGAACUCAUUGAUUUGUAUCUGUCAAAGUUCACUGCAGCAUCAAAGAGUGCCCCACAGUCCCCUGAUGUUUUUCAGUAUGAACAGGACAGUAAGAAAGGAUCUGCUUCUCAUUGGUUUGGCAAAAGAAGUGGUCAUGCAGUUUCUUUGGAAACCCGGGAGACAGCCGACAUUUCAAAUUGCUUGGGGCGGCAGCUAGCUCAAUAUAAGGAAGAGCCUUUGUCUUCAGAUAAACGAAACACAGCAUUCAAAUCUUUCUGCCUUUUGGAUACAAUUUCAGGCACACAGCACACUGGCCUGGGUGGAGAUAUGAGUUUACACUGUAAAUCUAAUUCUGUUAUACUGACAGCUCAGAGCCAACCAACUUCUAAAAGGCAUCUGGAACCUGUCAUUAACAAUAAGAUGCCUCACAAUCCUAGAAAGUUGGUUAGACCCUCCCAUCUACCAUUGCAAAAUGACAGUUGUGAGAUGCAGGCAGGGACUGUUUCUUUUAGUUCUUCAAGAGAAAACACUAAUGGCAAGCAGGCAUAUGUUUCAUCUUCAUUAAAUGAAAGACAGGCGGAUGAUUUUUCCAAAACUGCACCCAUGAUUCCAUAUUCUGAUUCUGUCUCUGAACUUAAUGGUAAAGGAUGUAGGGCUGUAGGGCUAUCUCCAGCUUUAUCUCCAUUUUGCGCAAAUAAAGCAGAAAGUCUGAAACAUGCCAUGGAUCCAACUGGACUUUACACAACUGCCAACAGUAGCAUGUUUAAAGGGAGAAGUGACCUUGGAAUGAAACUUCCUGUUGGAUGGAAUAAAAACACUACAGUGGACAUGUAGCAUUUUAACAGUGUGAGGCAGGGAAGGUAGCUGGGGAUUGGAAAAUAUUUGCCUGAUGUGUGCUUUUUUUUUACAUUACUGAUUGUAAAGUCACAAAACAUUUUUCGUAUUCACCAAAGGCUUUGGAUAUUACUUUUUUUUAGAGAAAGGUAUUAGUGUAGCACUAUUUUUAAAAUGUGAAGUGCAUGUUUUUUUAACUAUCCGUAGAUGUGGUAAAGUGGUUUAUUAUAAGAAUUUCCACUACUUUGGUAUAAGAUACUGCUUCUAUACUGCCAAAGUAUAGGGAUUGUUGUGCUAAAAUAUACCAAAUGUGACUGUUACCAGCUUGGAAUUUUGCAUUACAGUGCAAGCUUGAUUUAUUUGUACUUCUAGUAUAUGUGUUCUCAAUUAUCUACAAGAAUUUCAUGGGUUCCGAGCAUGGUUUUGUAUAAACCAACUAAACUGUAAUUGAAUGCGAAGUUGAUUUUUCAUACAGAUUGGGUUCUCAAUCCGACAGAAUAAAUAGUAUGCAUUUCCUGUACUUGAUAGAUUUUAAUAUUAAUCCAUCUCCAUUUACCUCUGUUUGGAUCCUCUGUGUCAGGGCUACCAUCUUUCUCAAGAAUAUCUCCUUAAAAUAAAAGAACGUAGACACAAUUCACAUUCUUAAGAAUAUGGUCACUUAAAAUAAAUGGACCAAUCAGAAAUGUUAGAUUAGUUGUGUCAGAUGAAUCUGUUAUUUGAAGGAAGUCCCUCCGUUAUAACAUAAUUGCAGUUCCACUGUGAAGGGCUAUACAGAUUGGUGUCUAGAAAUAGUUGCUGUGGAGUAGUUUAACUGGUGUUUAAUCUUACUUAGUAAAUACUCUGGCAAGAAAUAUUGCUUGUAUAUCAGGAUUUGAAUAAACUCCUAGAUUAAAAACUCUUAAUUUGAAUUCCCUGAUAUCCUUGUCAGUGUACUUCCUAAUACAGUACUGAAUCUAUAAAUUUUAAGAUCCUCCAUUUGUUUGUCAAGUUACAUACAAACAUAAGAAUUAGAAGCAGGAGUAGUCCAUUUGGCCCCUCUAGCCUGCUCUGCCAUUCAAUAAGAUUGUGGCCUCAACUUUACAUUCCGCCUACCCCCAAUAACCUUUGACCUCCCAUUAGUCAAGAAUCUAUCUACCUCUGCCUUAAAAAUAUUCAUUGACCCUACCUCCACUGCUCUCGAAGAGAAAAAUAUUCUUCUCAUCAACGUCUUAAAUGGGAGACUCCUUUAUUUUUAAACUCAACCAGCUUUGGGGAGAGAAAGGAUGGAUAUUGCCAUGAGACGCUGUUUGAUUGUUAUCCAGUCAUUUCUGCUAGACAGCCUUUAUCUGUGAUGUCUCCUAGGGUUGAGCAAUACUCACAUCCAAUACUCACUACCUAGUCUUGCUAUGCAUAUUUACAUGGUUAAAGUAUUGGAGGGCUAUCAGCCACUGUGGAACCAUUCCUCAGCAAGACAGUUACAGACAACAAAUAUCUCUCCCACUUUAAUUGACAACUAGUUUUACAAUAACCAAAAUAAUUAUUCAUUCAAGAUAAAUGAACAGUAACAAGAAACACUUAACAGAAUAAUGGGAAAAAUACUACAAAAUCUAUAUAUUACAUAAAACUGGUUAGAGUUCUACAUUUGCUGCUAAAUGUUGUACGAUAUGGCUGUGCAGUGUUGUAAUUGGGAUUCGGGUGAAGUGUGACAGUAAAUCAAAAUGGGCCAUGAGAAAUAUACAAUUAAAAUUAUAGAUUUUUGUGCCCUUUCAAACUUGGGUUGUGCCUAGAGACUUUGAGUCACAUAACAUGAGGUCAGUACUGUAGUUAAACAAUUAAACAGAACCAAAACUUAACAUUUUCUUGUUAAGUUUUACUUUGUGGCUGAAGGUUGUAAUGCCAAGAGAUAGUAUAAGUUGGAAAUUCAGAGUGAAAUUUCAAUGUCCAAACUUGAUACAAACUGAUAAAUUUGUCUGUUUCUCUUGUUGCUGUUAAGUUUUUUUUUAAAAAAAAGUCUAGAAGGGCAAAAAAAUCAGCCUGGAUUCCUGCUGCACAUUGUUAUUUCAAAACUCAUGCUUGGUCCCCUUGUGUAUUUGGCUGUAGCUGCAACACCCUGCACGUUUGAAUAGCCUCCAGAACAGACAUUGCUGGUGCAUGACUAGUGCCUGUGGAAAUGUACCUGGCAUGUGACAUUGCUUUCAGCAGUGCAGGAGUUGCUGCAUCUUCCCCUCUUACGCCCCAAAAUUUUAUUAUUUAUCUUUACACCACAACUAAAAUGUUGAGUAAAAUGCAUUGAUAUUUUAAUGCAAACUGUUUACAGAACCAGCGUUGACUUGCUGUCACGGUCUUCAUUCUAAGUUUCUUCUCCCUUCCUAAAUAUGCAAACAAAUCCUGGUGUAUAGAUCUCAAUGCUGCUGCCCUCUAUUCCAUUCAAAAUUUGAAAUAGUUGCUGGGUUGAUGUGUGGACCUGAUGGAAAUUUCCCGUAGCACCACCUGUUCCAAUUACAGUGCCACCUGAAAUAUAUUUACACUUUCAUAACCGUGGAAAGUCAUGUUUUGCAUAAGAGUAGAAAUAGGGGCAAUUGAUUUUUCAGAGGUUCACUAUAAUUGCUACUACUUUUCUUCCUCUGGUGGUUUGAAUCCAAGAUUAUGGUACUUUGGCAGCAAAUCUCAGCACAAAUAAUAAAUCAUAGAAUGAUACAUCAUAGAAGGAGACAAUUUGGCCUAUUGUGCCUGUGCUAGUUCUUUGAAAGAGGUGUCUAAUUAGUUUCACUCCCCUGCUCAUUCCCUAUAGCCCUGAAAAUAGUAAAAUUCAUAAUAUGGCACACUGGACCAUAAUACUUCCCCCAACAACAAGUGCAUUAUAACCCAAGACAAACUUAACUGUUCCAUACAAGUAAACCAGUUGAAGUUUUAUAGUUCUCUAGAUUUCUUUAUCCAUAAAUUGGUAACAACUCAGUUUUUCUUUUUCACAUUCUUUUCCCAUCCCCAUCCACAUCUCUCCUUGGUUAUGGAUCUGCACCUUUUAUUCUUUUGAGUUGCUUUGCACUACAAAUGGAGUUUCACUAUAUCUAAGUUUUGUGGAACGGUUUGAAUAAGGACAGAACAACAUUUUUUAAAUAUGAUUUUUGACAGUGAGAAGGCAUUCUCUAGCAUAACUACCUGUAAAGGUUAAGAUUUAUAAUUUUUCCAGUAAUUAAUUCCUAAUGCUACAUCAUUAAACUAGAUUUCUGUGACCUCUGGUUUUUUAUGGAAAAGUCAUACGUAGUUAUAAAGAAUGAUCAAAUGACCUCAGAGAAUGACUUGUAUUUCAUAAGCAAAAUCUUAGCAUUAUUUUCUGUGAAACUAUUAACUCACUGAAAUUUGGUGGGACUAUUUUAAUACUUGUUUUGUACAUAAAUUGAUUAGCAUUUUGCUUUGCUGUACCAAAUAUUGGAAAUAUAAUAAGUGGAAUCUAAUUUGAUACUGGUGUGAAUUAUUAUAGUCAGAUUUUUGCAAAAAGAGAACCUUUUUUGUGUAUUUUGUAUUCAUUGAUAUGUUAUUAUUGGGAAAAAUUGAACUCUUCCUCUUCCAGGCACCCAUUAUAAGGAAUAUGCAUUCUUAAGUCAGGUAGAUGCAGCUUAAAGCUAUUGGUGGUACUUCCUGCAACACCAACCUCAGAAGAACAUCAUCUUAUUACGUUGGUGACAUUUUUCCUUUCCUGUCGCCCUGUGAGCUCUGACAUUACCAACUGAUGUUGAGUUAGUGCUAGAUUUUGCCUGUACUUGCAGACUGGACUGAGACCAGACAAAUUUUGUUUUUUGAAAGAUUCCUACAGCUAGCAGACAGAUGCUAAACUUGUCCUUGGACUAGUCUUUUAAACAAAAAAAAUCUUUGAUCAUCAUUUUUGGAAAUAUCUAACCAUACUGAGAAGACUGUUUCCUUUUUGACCUACAUUGGUUUUUUUUAUUUAGCAUUUUGAAACUUAUAUAAGUACUCCAAAUACUUAAAUGUUUUACAAAAUUGUGACGACCAUUUUUUCCAUUACUCUACCUGAUAAAUCUAGAAGUAUCAAACUUUGGGUGAGGGGGUGUUCUAAAUAGAUACUGAAGUGCAUGAAAAAGUCCUAAGCACAUGGAAGGACCCUGUCUCUACAUUUGAAUAUGAUGUUAACCCUGUUUUAAGCAGAAAAAAACUGGAAAUAUGGAACAGGUCUGUUAGCAACUAAAAAGUCAAUGGGCAAAGCUUCUGUACCAGUUCUGGUGAAAGAGUUUCAAUGCAAAUUGUUAAUCCACCCUUUCUCUUUUUAGAUGUGAUUGACCCUGUAUUUCCAACAUUUACCGUGUUUACAAAGCAUGCAUUUUCAAUUUUUUUUGAUACCAGCCUUUCUUGCAAAUUUGGGUAUAAUUUCAUAUUGCAUGCUUUCUGUUGUGCACGAUAUGUAUGUGCGUGUGUUCCAGCAUCAAAGGUCCAAGUGGUGUGUCUCUUGCGUGUAAUAAACGUACUGAGGUGCCUUAAGUAACAAUGGGGUUAGUUACAUCCAUAAAACUGUUACUGUUGCCAUCUUGGCCAACAUUGAACACUGCUGGCUGUCUCUUGUACUGCUUGCAUGUAUAACAUGUUCUAUGGUAACUAAACAUCAAGUGGUCAGUGUAGCUACUUUCAUUCAAAUGAUGCAGUGUACUUUUUGGUGUAGUGUGACCUGUUGUAAAUAUGUUGUACUGUACAUAAUGACCUUCAUAGAGCGUGGAAAUGCCUAUUAUGUGUUGUAAAUUGUAUUAAUAUCAUGCUGUUGUGCUCCAAAUAUUUAUGGCCAUUGUUAUUCUUCCAAUAUCAAGUGUCUCUAAUAAAUGAUUUACAUAAUAAUGUGUAAAAAGGAAAUAAAACUCAACAACGGAGCAAAAAAAA